AUGGCCGCCGGCGAGCAGCACAGCGCCCCGAAGAUCUCCUCUUCCACCACCACCAAUUCUUCCGGGAGGCCCGUCACUCCGUUCUGGAAAGAGAAGUACGAGCGAGAUGCGCGCAGGUACUGGGAUAUCUUCUACAAGCGCCACGAGGACAAGUUCUUCAAAGACCGACACUACUUGGAUAAAGAAUGGGGGAAGUACUUUGAAGCCCAAGAUGGUGGGAAUAUGGUUGUUUUGGAGAAACACAAGGACUUCAGACCUGACCAUGUUAAUGCAUUUGCAUGUGAUAUUACAUCAGAACAACUGACAGAUGCUGUGGAGCCAUCCUCCGUUGACCUUGUGACAAUGGUAGCAUUUGCCCCAGAUAAAAUGCCUUCAGUUCUGCAGAACGUGAAAAAUAUCCUCAAACACGGUGGCCGUGUGCUCUUUCGGGACUAUGCCUUUGGUGACCUUGCUCAGGAAAGGCUUAUGUCCAAAGGCCAGCAAAUAAGUGAGAACUUUUAUGUCAGAGGUGAUGGCACGCGUGCGUACUACUUUUCAAACGAGUACCUGGUGGAUUUGUUCUCAAAAUGUGGAUUUACUCUUGAGGAAAUUUGUGUACACAACAAAAAGGUCGAGAACCGUUCACUAGACUUGGUGAUGAACAGGAAUUGGAUCCAAGCUACCUUUAUCCUUAACCCAGCGGGUCCUCUAAGUCCAAAUAAUCAACAUGACCACAGUACUUGUGAAGGGAAGGAUGCUGUUGACACGUCUCAGAAGAGCGAAAGUGAAGAAAUUGACCUUUCUGUGGAUUUUAGCAAUAUGUUUGGAACGUCGCACUAUCUUAAUGAGGCACAAAUUAUUAUGAUUGAAGCAAAGGAUCAUGACUUCAAAAUAAAAAUGCUGGCGAAAGAAUACCAGCACACCUGCAAAUCAACUGGACUAAUGCUCUGGGAAUCAGCUCAGUUCAUGUGCAGUCUUCUAGCGGAGAAUCCUUCCAUAGUCGCUGGCAAAAGGGUGCUGGAAAUGGGCUGUGGUUCAGCUGGCAUCUGCUCAAUGGUUGCUGCCAGUUCUGCUCAGUUUGUUGUAGCCACCGACGGGGAUGCAGAAUCGCUCGAUCUUCUCAGACAGAACACUUCCUCCAAUUUGGAUGCUGAACUUCUCAACAGAAUUUCGAUUAGGAAGCUGUUCUGGGGUGACGAAGAUGAUGUGAAGGCGGUCAGAGAGCUUUCUGGCGAUGGUGCAGGUUUCGAUUGCAUAAUAGGCACUGACGUGACCUACAACCCUGAUGCUACACUUCCUCUCUUCAAGACUGCUAGGGCACUGAUUUCUGACGGUGGCGAUGCUGGUUCAAAGGCAGCCCUUAUUCUUUGCUACAUCCAGCGUCGUGUUGACGAGGAUUCGAUCCUCUUAGCAGCAGAAACCCAGGGCUUCAGGCUCGUGGACAAAUGGAUAAAUGGAGUUCACGAGAGUAAUGGUACCAUUAGCUGUUGGUUCCGUGGCAAUGAUGUUUGUGGUGCUUUCCGGAAUAGGGAGUACUAUGGAUCAGAUAUCUUCAGCGGGAGCAGAUGGCACGCUGCUGCAACCCUGGUUGUUCUCCUGGCCAGUGUGUAUUCCACACUCAUUAUAAAGUUUCCUUAUAUAUGUCGAUUGGUUCAUGUUCAUAAUCAUAUAUACCGUGUACCCUGGCUCUCCCCGGUGCGACGGCGAGGCUGGGCAGUGCGGAUCUCUACGGCCAUCGCCAAGGCCGUUGGUGAAGAUAGACGAACGGGAUGUCCACGUACAGUUUACGCAAACGCGCAGUGUUGGCGGAAUCUGGUAUGCAAACGCACAGUGUUGGCGGAAUCUGGACGGUGGAAGCGGCUACCCACGAUUGGUUUUGCCCCGGCUAUCUCUAUCCUGGGCCAGCAUAUCACCAGGUUGGUGCAGGCGCCCCAUGUCAUCACAGGAGCUGUUGCCGAGUGA
This is a messenger RNA of Triticum turgidum subsp. durum (durum wheat), 1941 nucleotides long. The record is from the annotation of a GenBank genome assembly. NCBI's taxonomy places the organism in Eukaryota, Viridiplantae, Streptophyta, Magnoliopsida, Poales, Poaceae.